Molecule: messenger RNA, 12506 nt
Organism: Loxodonta africana (African savanna elephant)
Lineage: Eukaryota; Metazoa; Chordata; Mammalia; Proboscidea; Elephantidae
Gene: OIP5
Product: Opa interacting protein 5
Exons: 5
Coding region: 4317-5009 (230 amino acids)
Biological process (GO): chromosome segregation; CENP-A containing chromatin assembly
Cellular component (GO): chromosome, centromeric region; nucleus; chromatin
Source: RefSeq, a predicted model, not a curated record
UAACCACUGUGCCACAAGGGCUCCACCACCAUAACAGUAAUCAAUAAAGGAACGAUCACACUAGAUCAGGGCUCAAUUAUAAAAAUGUAUCCAUGGUGGGUACUUCCAAACAAGCCAUUCUUUCUGCCAGGUCCCCAAACAAAGUAUCAGACCUUAGAGGCACCUACUAUACAGCCACAGUAGUCAAGACAGCCUUCUACUGGUAUAACAGCAGACACAUAUGAAGCAGGCAGAGGGUUACUGACCAUCCCAUAAUAGUUGUUUUUCAGAAAAGUCUACUCUUGUUACAUUUUUGUUGCAACUUUUACAAUACCUCACCACGAUUGGUUGAUUCACCAGGUUUCCUCUCUUCUCCUGGCAGGAGGCUGAGGCACAGAAGCACCAACUCCAAAUUUAUGGGCUAUACAACCUUCCUGGGUGGCAGUAGCAAGCGGUCACCAUUUUUUAGGGCUGUGCGCAAAAACUCAUUUACAAAAAUUAUGCGGACUGUGUGUGCAUUGCAGGACUGAAGAUCCUCCCCUCACUGUCAUGAAUAUGUAUGUCACUCACUAUAUAAGAGCAAAUCUGGCUUAGUUCAGGGAGCUGGCAGGCUUAGGUUGUGAGACCCUGCCUGCCUCUCAGUUUGCAAACUGUGAAUAAACCUUUCUGUUCUUCCAACCCCAAGUCUGGCUGACUUCAAUCUUCUAGUCUGCUGGCGAAGAACCAGCAAGUCGUCAGCUUCACAUAGAGCAAUGAACAGAAUUGAGAACCCAGAUGUAAAUCCAUCCACCUAUAGACAGCUGAUCUUUGACAAAGGACCGAAGGUUAUUGAAUGCGGAAGAGAUAGUCCCUUCAACAAAUGGUGCUGGCAAAAUUGGAUAUCUAUCUGUAGAAAAAUGAAGAAGGAUCCUUACCUCACAGCAUACACAAAAACUAACUCAAAAUGGAUCAAAGAUCUAAAUAUAAAACUAUAAAGAUCAUGGAAGAAAAAUACAUGGCACAAACAGAUUACCAAACAUUAUUAAAAGUACACACACAGAAGAAAAUGAACUAGAUAAAUGGUACCACCUAGAAAUUAAACAUUUAUAUCAUCAAAAGACUUCUCCAAAAGAGUAAAAAGACAACCUACAGAUUGGAAAAAAACCUUUGGCUACGACAAAUCCAACAAGGGUCUAAUCUCUAAAAUUUAGAGAAAUCUUCAACACCUCAGCAAAAAAAGACAAAUAAUCCAGUUAAAAAAUGGGCAAAGGAUAUGAAUAGACACUUCACCAAAGAAGACAUUUAGGUUGCUAACAAACAUAUGAAGAAAUGCUCUUGAUAAUUAGCAAUUAGAGAAAUGCAAAUCAUAACUACAAUGUGGUACCAUCUCACCCCAACAUUACUGGCACUAAUCAAACAAUAAAUAUUGGCAAGGAUGUGGAGAGACUGGAACACUUAUAUACUGCUGGUGGGACUUUAAAAUGGUACAACCGCUAUGGAAAACGGUAUGGAGCUUCCUCAAAAAGCUAGAAAUAGAGACACUAUAUGAUCCAGCAAUCCCACUCCUAGGUAUCUACUCUAGAGAAAUAAGUGCCAUGACAUGAAUAGACACACCCAUGUUCAUGUUCACUGCAGCAUUAUUCCCAAUAGCAAAAGGUGGAAACAAUCUUAAAUGCCAUAACGGAUGAAUGGAUUAACAAACUGUGGUACAUACACAAUGCAAUACUACGCAACCAUAAAGAAUAACGAUAGAUCCACAAAACAUCUCACAACAUGGAUGAAUCUGGAGGUCGUUAGGCUGAGCAAAAUUAAAAAAAAAGGAAAAAUAACCUGUUGUCAUCGAGCGGAUUUCGACUCACAGCAACCCUAUAGGACAGAGCAGAACGGCUCCAUAGGGUUUCCAAGAAGCAGCUGGUGGAUUUGAAAUGCCGACCGUUUGGUCAGCAGCCAAGCUCUUAAGCUCUUAACCACUGCAUCACCAGAGUUCCUAAGUGAAAUAAGUCAAUCGCAAAAAGAAAAAUAUUGUGUGAGACUGCUUUUAUAAAGUAACAAAAGCUUUACACACAGGAAGAAAAAAAAAACUCUUUGAUGGUUAACAGGGAUGGGAGGAAGAGGGAGGGAACAUUCCCAAAGAGAUAGUACCAAAAAAAAAAAAAAAACCCAUUGCCUUCCAGUCGAUUCUGACUCAUAGUGACCCUACAGGACAGAGGAGAGCUGCCCCAUAGAGCUUCCAAGGAGCGCCUGGUGGAUUCGAACUGCUGACCUUUUGGUCAGCAGGCACAACUCUUAACCACUACGCCACCAGUUAAUAGGGGGGAAGGGAAAGGCAAUACACAAUAUGGGAGAAGUCAGCACAACGUGACCAAGGCAAGAGAGGACACUGAGAGGAACACAGGAGUAACGAACAACUAUGGUAACUACUACAGCAUAAAUAAUCCUGUAACAAUAGAAUCAGCAAACGAUAAUCUAUGGAUGGAUACACAAAUAAGCCAAGAGGUGACAGAUGGGCUAAGGGAGCACACCCACCCGCAGUGAUAGGUUCGGUGGCAGAAAUUUCAAAUACCUGACUGGAGGUGCUCCUCGUACGUUAAUAUAGACAAUAGACCACACAAGUGGCAGCGUCUGGGAAACAUUUUAGGCAUCACUAGACACCUCAAUGGAUGAAGUUCCCAGGCUCGAAGGCAAAGGACCAUAGACUUGGAGUACAUCUACAUCAACUGACACAACGUAGUUCUUAAAGACAAUGUUCUACAUGCUAUUUUGGUGAGUAGUGUCUGGGGUCUUAAAAGCUUGCGAGCAGCCAUCUAAGAUCCAACUACCAGUCUCUUCUGGUCUGGAACAAAGGAGAGUGGGAAAAAAAAAAAAAAAAACACUACAGUUUCAAGGGAGCAAUUAGUCCAGAAGACUAAUGAUGCACGUGAACCACAGCUUACAAGGAACCCAAGACCAGAAGAACUAAAUGGCGCUGGGCUACCACUACUGACUGCUCUGACUAGUAUUACAACAGAGGGUCCUGGGCAGAGCUGGAGAAAAAUGUAGAAUGAUCAAAUUCACAAACAAGACCAGACUCACUGGUCUGACAGAGACUGGAGGAACCUGUGAGACUAUGCCCCUGGAAACCCUUCUAACUCAGAAUUGAAACCACUCCCCAAAGUUCAUCUUUCGGCCAAAGACUAGGCAGGCCUAUAAAAACAAUAACACUCGUGAGGAACGUGCUUCUUGGAUCAAUCAAGUAUAUAAGAUCAAAUGGCCAACACCUGCCCAAAAACAAAGACAUGAAGGCGGGAAGGGGCGAGAAAAGUGGGUGAAUGGAUCUAGGGAACCUAGAGUGUAAAGGGAUAGGGUGCGAGCGCUGACACAAUGCAGGAUUGCAAACAAUGCUAAGAAACAAUUUGUGUAGAAAUCGUUGAACGAGAAACUAAUUUGCUCCGUAAACUUUCCACUAAAGUACAAGUAAAAAAAAAAGAGAUUAUUAAAAAAAAAAAAGCACAAGUUAAAAAAAGAGAGAGAUUAUAGGCCUUUAUUAAAAUCUAGACUUGUUACUGGAGUUUUCCAGAAGCCAGGGCAAUUAUUUCGGCAAUUUCGUAACAACUAACGAGCAUCCUUUGGGCUUUCUCAGCCUGCGUUUCCAACCGAUCUCUUAGGAAGCAUCGUGUCCAAUAAAACCACCCCAAACGGGCUUGGAGCAAAGGCCUAUGUGAGCUCCAGGAAAGUCAGCCUCAAAAUACGGUGCAAAUUACGGCCUCUCUUCCGUUUCUCAGAGUUAGAGGAACCCCGGUGAGUCAAGUAGCCUGCCUAUCGUCCCGGGCUGGGACGGCUGCCUCACCUCGCGAGUCGCGCUCAGUCGCUUCCCCGCGUCGGCCCGGGUAACCCCUCAUCCGACCCCGCCUGCACAGCGGCCUGCGCCGCCAACAGCGUACCUUCAGGUUGGCCCGGAGGCCCAGGGACUUGGCCAACUUCUGCAGGUCACUGUACUUGAAGGAGUCUAGCUCCUCCAGCGAGGGUACGGUCAUCGCGAUCUGCAGUCCGGGCGACCGCGCAGAGCUCGGUCGGCCGCUCUCAAAACGCCGUUCAAAACUCUGGCGCCACUCUAAGCGUUGACUGCGCAAAACUUUAUACAGUUUAAAUUAAGAACGCUGCACUUCCAUUGGUUAGAAAUGUCUCGUAGGCGGAGUUUCCUGACGCUAACCAAUAGAAAGGCUGAUUUCCUCCCUCUGAGGCACGUUAUCCGGUCCCGGCGCGGAAGGGCGUGUGAAGGCGUGUCCGCCCACGGUACACGGCGUCCAAUGAAGACGCUGGAAUCUCGCUUGGGGCGGGGCCUGGUGCGUUUUCGAAACGGAGGCGCCAGCUGAAGGAAAAUGGCGGCUAGGCCCCGGCGGCAUCGGUUGCUUUACGCGAAGUUGCCGCGUGGGGACUUUUGUGAUGGUGGCGCUAAGAAGGCUACUGACGAACAUUCUUUAACGUCUUCCAUGGAGUGGGACACGCAAGUGGUGAAAGGGUCCUCGCUGCUCGGCCCCGCGGGGCUGGGGGCGGAGGAGCCGGUAGCUGGCCCACGGCUGCCGUCGUGGCUGCAGCCGGAGAGAUGCGCCGUGUUCCAGUGUGCGCAGUGCCACGCCGUGCUCGCCGACUCGGUGCACCUCGCCUGGGACCUGUCGCGGUCCCUCGGCACCGUGGUCUUCUCCAGAGCCACAAACAACGUCGAUGUGGAGGCGCCCUUAUUGGUUGGCAUUGAAGGUUCACUCAAAGGCAGCAUUUACAGCCUUUUAUUCUGUAGUUCCUGUGGGAUUCCUAUUGGUUUCCAUCUGUAUUCUACCCAUGCUGCUUUGGCUGCCUUAAGAGGUCACUUUUGCCUUUCCAGUGACAAAAUGGUGUGCUAUCUUUUAAAAACAAGAGCCAUAGUAAAUGCAUCUGAGAUGGAUAUUCACAACGUGCCCCUAACAGAAAAGAUUGCAGAGCUGAAAGAGAAGAUAAUGUUAACACAUACUCGCUUAAAUUCCCUAAGGAAGAUUCUGAAGGAAGUGAUUCCUGACCAGUCCAAGCUGGAAAACUGAUGCAGAAGGAAGGCUUGAGUGUCAGCUUCAGGCUUUGCUGUGAUCUUGUAUGACAGGCGGCGUUUGAUCUUUUCUCAAGAAUGGGGGUGGGGAGUACGGGUUUUUGUUUACCUCUAGGCUGAUUUUGUGAAGCUGUUUAGAGAAGAUGAGAAACUAAAGAGCCUUCUGUUCAGACUUCAUAGCUAUUUGUCUUAACCUAUUUUAGCUGCUUAUCAACUUCAUAAUCUUUAUUUCUAAAAACAUUUUCCCCAUUUUUUUUAUUGUACUUUAGAUGAAGGUUUACAAGCAAACUAGUUUCUCAUUAAACAAUUAACACACAUACUGUUUUGUGACAUUGGUUGCCAACCCCACAACGUGUCGACACUCUCCUUCUCGACCUUGGGUUCCCCAUUACCACCUUUCUUGUCCCCUCCUGCCUUCUUUUUCUUGCGCCUGGGCUGGUGUGCCCAGUUAGUCUAGUUUUGUUUUUAUGGGGCUGUCUAAUCUUUGGCUGAAGGUUGAACCUCAGUAGUCACUUCACUACAGAGCUAUAAGGGUGUACAGGGGCCAUACUCUCAGGAUUUCUCCAGCCUCUGUCAGACCAGUAAAUCUGGUCUUUUUUUUUUCUGAGUUAGAAUUUUGUUCUACAUUUUUCUCCGGCUCUGUCCCGCACCCUCUAUUGUGGUCCCUGUCAGAGCAGUCAGUGUUGGUAGCCAGGCACCAUCUAGUUAUGCUGGACUCAAUCUGGUGGAGGCUGUGGUAGUUGUGGUCCAUUAGUCCUUUAGACUAAUCUUUCCCUUGUGUGUUUGGUUUUCCUCAUUCUCCCUUGCUCCAGAUGGAGUGAGACCAGUGGAGUAUGGGAGUUUGGAUGUGUCUAUGGAGCUUCCAUGACCUUGCCUUGGACAAGUUGUGCUAGCUUUCCUAAUAUUGUGUACUGUCUUACCCUUCACCAAACUUAGCACUUACCUAUUGUCUAUUUAGUGUUCUAAAAACAUUUUUGACUCCAAAUUUACGGGUUAGGAGGCAAUGUUCCAUUUGUGCUCUGAUCUAAAGAUGCAUGGUUGGUCUGAAAAUAUAGUCGGACUUAAUGUUGACUACUGUUAUUCCUACAUAGAGCAGUUGUAUGAAUACUGAUAAAUCAGUUUUUUUUUUUUUUUUAAUUUAAACUGUAAGUACAUACACAGUCUAUAGCUAAUAUUCAGUAACUUGACUGGAUAAUAUAUGCUUUAUCUCUUUUUAGUAAUAAAUAACUGAGUGUAACAGAAUAGUAAUGAAAGAAAUGAUAAAACAUCAAACAUUCACAAAAUGGCAGUUUCUUAUAUUUUGCUUUAUGUAGCAUUUUGGUUGAGUACCUUAUGAAAUUGUUUAAUGAAUAUAAAGUAUUAUGCUAGGUACUAGGGUUAAAAAGGUAAGCAAAAACACCUCCUGUCCUCACAGAGCUUAUAGUCUACUUAGAGAUGGACAUUCCAAUAACCAAUAAGGAUAUAUGAAAUUCUGGCUGUAAUCAGCAUCUUGAAGACAAGCACAUACAACAGUAAGUGACCUGGUCUGGGAGUCAGGGAGUGCCUGAGGAAGCGAAGCUUCGGCAGUGCUCUCAAAGAUGAGUGGGAGUCAAUAAGGUGACACAGGGAACGGCAUGGGCAAAGGCCCUCUGAGGGCCUGUGAGGCUCUUCAAAGAAGGCCUGCAGGAGCUAUAAAGGUAGCCGGAAACCGGAGGGCGCUAGGCCUUACCGGCCACCUGGAGGGUAUCUGUAUCCUAAGACUAAUGGGAAGCCCUUGUAGAAUUUUAAAGGAGUGGCAAGAUGGGGUGUACAGGACGGGAUCAGAUUUAAUAUUUAGAAUCUCAUGGCUGUCCUGUGGAGAAUGGGUGGGAGGGGUGGCAAACACACCAGUGGGGAGGGGCUGUGGCACUGGUCACAUGAGAUGAUACAGCCAAGUGCUAGUGGGUAGAGAACUUGGUUGAGAUGUAGCUUGCAGACUUUUUUUUUUUAAUAACAGAUUAUUUCCAGUUUAUAUACCAUACAGGAUAUUUUCUUUUAAAAAUAUUUUAAGUUGGAGAAAAUAGUGAUUUGCUUUAUGCUUUUGAGUUGUAAAAUUUUACCAUGCCCUUUGGUCCUGUAGGCAAUAGUGACGCAUCCUGGCUUCAAUACUACAGAAAAGCUCUUAUUUACUUUCCACUCCUAAAAAAUGGGAUCUAAUAAAUUAGUACUAUAUUGAAUGAUCCUGGGGUUUUUAUUAUGUGUGGGUAUGCCUAAUGCAACAUAUUUGCUUUCUUUAUCUAAAUUAAAAACUUACGUAGAUCCUUUUCUCAAGCUCUGGAUUUGAAGUUUUGGUUGAGCCUUUGAAUAAAAAAUUAAAUAUUUGAACCUGCCUACAUUAACUUAUAAGCUGGCUGGCUUAAAAUUUUUUUUUUUUUUCCCCAAAUGCAAAAUACAUGCUUACUCUAGAAAAAAUUCAGUCACAAGAUGUGUGACAAAGAGUGAAAAUACUUCCCCUUCCAUUUUGGGGUGGCACAAUGUCGUAGUAUGCUGGUAAGUGAGCAGGCUCUGGAGCCAAACUAUUUGGAUUCAGAUGGUGACUUAAGUACUUAUUAGCCAUGAACUUGAAGAAUUUAUUUAAACUCUAUGUUUUGGUUUCCCUCUAUGUAAAACAUGGAUAAAAACAAUAACUAGGGCUAUUGUGAGGACUGAGUUAAUAAAUGUGUCUCAAUCAGGGCAGUGCUUAGCAUAAGUGCUCAAUAAAUACUAGUUUUUUUUAUUAUAACCUUCAUGUAUAUAGAUAUACAUAUAUAAACAUAAAAUAAGGACAUAGUUUUAUUAGUAACAUUCAACAAUGUGCUUUUCACACAGUAAAUACCAUGGACAACUUUCCAUAGCAGUCCAUAUGCAAAUUACUUUGUUCUUUUCAACACUUGCCUAGUAUUCAGACAUGUAAAUGUAGUAGAAUUUAACCAUUCUUGUGUCGGACAUCUCUGUACAUUAUCUUUGCACGUUUAUACUCGUACUUCUACAGGAGCAGUUCUUCGAAGUGGGCUAGUCAAAGAACAUGCAUUUACCAGUUUUGAUAUUAUGCCUUUCAUAAAGGUUGUAAUUGAUACUCUCACAAAAUAGUUGACUCUUUUAUCUGUGGGGAAGUCCAACAAACCUCAAUCAUAGACUGGCCGAUUAUUAACAGGUUCUAAGGCUACUUUAUUACAGUUUGAUACCACUUAGCACUAGGUGUUGAAUGAAAGUAUUUUCAAAACUCCACGUGGCUGUAUGAACAAUAAACAUUAUGUAUCGAAGGUCCUACUCUCUGAGUUGUAAACUUUUGAGCUUAACAGCAGAAACCAUCUCCAUUUUUGUGACCGGAACAUCUAGUAAGUACCUGGGAUGUGGAGCACGUCAUUAAAUGUAUGUUAAAUGAAGACUCGUAAGUAUAACAUUAGCAGUCAACAUGACAAAAACUACAUAGCUUCUUUGUUCAUCUCCAGCUGACAAAAGUUAGUCUCAAGGAAGUUUCUAUCAUCUACUUUCCUAGUUCAAUUUGAAAAAACUUUCCUUUCCCAUGAACGAAAACUGAGGAUCUCUUCUUACACUUUAGUGUUAAAAGCUCCUUGUUUAACAUAAGUCAACAUUUACAUAUUAAAUAUAAAAGCACCUUAAAUGCUCAUAUCCUAUUUCAGGUGGGAAAGGUUCCUUGCCCCUUGGUUUACAAUUGUAUUAUUAUUGUACUUAGUUCAUUACUUCCUUACCAAAGAACAUUUAUUUGCUCAUAGGCCUAGCCCAAGGUUGGCCUUCCAGGUGAAACAGGAGGGUGGACUAAGUUUAAACGGCACGCUUUCUCUCUCUUCAGAUGGCUGCCUGUUCCCUUGGACAACAUAUACCAGAAAUUGCCACAGCUAGGCAUCAGUAAACCCAGCUUUUUGGUUUUUUCUUCUUUGGCGUCUGGAGCCUACCUCAGUACAGGUCUGUGGAAAGGCUCCGCCCAUCUCCGUAAUUUACUGCAUUAUUUCAAAUUAACCAUUCCAAGUAACAAAUAACACACAAUGAAAUUUUAGUGCAUUCUCAGCCCAUGCUGCUUUAUUGCUAAAAAAAGAAAAAAAUAUUAUACAGAGGUGCAGAGUUUCCAACUUGUAUUAACAGUUGCUUUUCGCAUCAAAUAAAGUGUCUUCUCUAAAAUUCCCAAAGAUGCAUAGAUUAAAAUGCAAGCUGCCUUUUGUAAUACUUCAAACAUAUUCAAUGAAGUUCUUUUAAUAUUAUACAUGUAUCAAUGGUACAAUGGAGAAGAUGCAGAACAGCAAAGAAACACAGUGAUCAGUUCCUGUACUUAAAACACAGUAAAUAAAAUAUGCUGUAUGUGAAGGUCACCCUAAAGGAGUCUUUUUUAAUUACCAGAGAUGGAUGGUCUUAAGUUAGUGCCCAGACUACUACUGUUGCUUCUUUAAGGAAUGAUUAUAAAGUAUGGCCAGAAUCCCUUUUUUAACCCUGGAGGGAAAAAUAAUUUAAUCGAUGGUAUGCCAUCGCCACCAAGGGAGGAGAGACCUUUUGAAAAUGAUCAGUAGCCUUAGUUAUCUAAUGUGACUUUAAAGGUUUAGGAACAUGGUUCCCCGAAAAAGCUGAUGUUUGGCUUUCCAGCUUUAAGGAUUUCAUCUGCCUGAGUGGAAUAAUGGAACCGGGAGUUGAGAAAAACCCUGACCUUAAUCUUUAUUGGUUUCAUUGGCGGUUUGACAUCAGUAAGUGGCAAGCAGAAUUACAUAUGGUACAUGACAUCUCACCUCCUGUAUGUGGGUGGAGACCAAACUGAAAUAAGUCUGAUUCAAUUCUGAACCACUGGGAGUUACCAUCCCAGUUAAACAUACCCAAAGAUUUCUGGAACAAAACCCCACAGCAAGAAAAAUAAGUUCAAAUUUUGGAAAAAAGUUUUUUCAGUUACAGACCAUGAGACAUGAAAGGGCUAAUAAGGCUAAUCGGGAAUUCUGUUUAGGGAUCUUGCAGAUAUGAUGGAUUUCACGUCCACAUUGUCAUGAUGACUUGUCCUUAUAGGGGUUAUUUCUUCUCAAGAAAAUUUCUGAACUACCACAAUGAAUCAGAGAUUUAUUUUCUUCACAUAAGAAAAUAAAUGGCAAGGUUUUUCUUUGUUUUUAAAAAUAAAACUUCUGCUUACCUGGGAACAAAAGCUUUAGGCACAAAAAUUGUGCAGUCUGACCAAACCAUCAAGGAUCAAUCUCUGGCUAUAAAAAAAUAAUUCUAAACAAAAGGCAGUAAACUAACUACACCAAAACCAAACCCAUUGCCACAAUUCCAACUCAGCAACCCUAUACCAUAGAUGUAUCCACUUUCUGGACUAUUCCCACAAAGUGGAAGUCUCCUCUGCCGCAAAAAAACCAAAACCAAACCCAUUCCCGUCGAGUCGACUGACUCAUAGCGACCCUACAGGACUGGUCCCAUAGAGUUUCCAAGGAGUGCCUGGUGGAUUCGAACUGCCAACCCUUGGGUCAGCAGCUGUAGCACUUAACCACUACGCCACCAGGGUUUCCUCCUUUGCUGCAGUGCCACUUUAUUGCCGCCAACAUCAGUACCGUCUAGGUUAGUCGCCUAGUUACACGGAAAUCCCCGAACAUCUGAACAUGUGCUUACUGACUCCAGUCACUUCCAAGACACUAGUUCUAAGGGGCCCAAAUUUAGGCCAUAUAAACUUUUUCAGAAAAACUUCAUACCUAUUCUAUAUACUACACUCUAGUAUUUCCUCCCCUUUCAGAAACUCUGCACCUUUCUGAUUAUUAUAGCUGUAGAAGCUAUUUAUUUAUUCAACAUGCUUAGUUUGUUUUGUUCUCAAACAUACUUGGGGACUAUUGGAACCAGGCAAGAGGUUAAGGGAGAGCACUGUUACGCCCCAUUCCUGGUAGUUUGAAUGUCUUGUGGUUGCCCCUGUUUAUCUUCUAUCUCCCAUUUUCAAUGGAAGUAAGAUAAUCCUUAAUUAGAAAAUAACAAUAAAUUUCUAUUGCUUCAUUAAUAAAUGCAUAUAUAAAAGUACUAGUAACCACAUAACACUGGACAUUUUCAGUCAUGCAUUAGUAUAGUACUGUAAAAUCAGAAUUAUGGGCCUGCCACUAUUGCUUGCACUUUCAACCAGACCCAGUUUUAAUACACAUGCAAAGUAAACCCCUUGAUUCAGAGUAAUUAUGGGAAAUAACAAGGAUACAUGCAGUUUCAACAGAAAAUGUGGCUUAAUAAAGUGAUUGCUAAGAAAUGCGGGACGGCUCUCCACAUCUAUCACAAUGUUUCUUCGAAACAGAGGUACAAAAGUCACCCACGAGGCUACAACUAGGACCACUGUGCAGGUAUAGAAGGCUUAUAUGCAAAUCCCGGUCCUUUUGGGUAGAGAAUGAUGUAAAAGCUCUGGGAAAAAGAGAACUGAAAGAUACAGUCUGUGGAGCAGUGAACUGGCCAUUUGAUCGACAGCUACUCCACAGAAGAACAUAGGUGGUAGAGGGGUGGUGGAAACACAUGCAGAAAGGUUUCUUUUCUGAGUCGCAUUAAUAAGCAGCCCCCUGGGGAAAAGGAGUUUUACUAACAGCAGAGCUAAUGCAGUGUAAACUCAAACGUCAGUGCCCUGAAAUUUAGCAUAGCCCUCUGCUUUCGGAAGCUGCUGGCCAAGGGAUUCUCCCACACGCGGUGUGACUGACAGCCAAGCACUGUUCUGAGUGAACGGGAAGAAAUGUGCCUGCACCAGCGAGCACCACUAGAGUGUAAACUCCUCGAGGCCAAGGGUCUCUUCAAAUUCUGCAUAUCACAGGUAUACGAAGAGUGAACACGAGACUACAAUAACUCUGAAAAUCAACCACAUACUUGGAGAUUACAAAAGCUUUUAGUACAUUUUAGCAUUUAGUACUAUUAACAUGGCUGUUAAAAGUAAUCUUUAAUUGUUCCAAGUAACUGAACUGUUGACACCACCGUAAUACGCUGUGGUGUCCGCAUAAUCACGCAAAUGUCUGAGUAUUGCUUGGUUAUUCCAAUGUCUCUAAGGCCAGCUGAUGGCACAGGACAUUUAAAGAGGAGCUAAAAUCAAUUUAAUAUUUCGUUUUGCCAUGAAAGAAUAUUCACGAGGCACUAUUUUCUUAGAUCUACACCACCUUUUAGUGCCCCCUCCCCCGAAAACAAGGGAAUAUAGACCCAGUCUCUUCAGAGAUUUAACCAUCUCCAAGGUGCUAAAUGGCCAAGAUGGACAUGAGGUAAAAAGGAUUAAGCCCCUUGUCCCACUGUUAUGGCCUGAUGUGUGCUGUGACUAGUUUACUGAGUUCUCCUUAUUACAGGAACCGGCAGUCACAGGCCACAGGCCUCAGCACAUUGCUGUUAGCCAAGGUUUAAAAAAUAACGCCAAAAACUCCCAACAAUCUUUAGCUAUUCCCUUCAAUCUUGUUGUUUUUCAAUUUUAAAUUCAAACUUCCCUAAUCAUAAGCAGGAAGAAAAAACAGCUAAGUUUUUUUUUUUAACCCUAAAUAUAAACUUUGCUUUUUUAAAAUGCACCCAGAAAAAC